Messenger RNA from Thamnophis sirtalis, 3004 nucleotides. The record is from RefSeq and is a predicted model, not a curated record. Lineage: Eukaryota; Metazoa; Chordata; Lepidosauria; Squamata; Natricidae.
AUGGCGGGCUGCCUCAAGGAGAAGAUGCUGAAGGACCUGGAGAAGUAUGUGGUGAAAGAUCCCCGUAUUCCUCUCCUGCUGAGCCGCAUGAAGGACGCAGGGAAAAUGUUUCUUGCCACCAACAGCGACUACAGUUACACAGAUGCGAUCAUGACAUACUUGCUUGACUUCAGAGAAGGGAACACGGUCAAAUCCCAGCAUCGACCGUGGCGCUCGUACUUUGAUCUGAUUGUUGUCGACACUCGCAAGCCCCUCUUUUUUGCUGAAGGAACUGUGCUGCGGCAAGUCAAUACAGUACGUGCCCCUCAGGGCCAAAGACAGGGAGGUUGGCGGGGAAAAUCUAGGAUGAACUUCAUGGAAACAGGGAAGGAUUCAUAUGAAAUCUGGAAUUACUACCCAAAUAAAUUCAUCCAGAGAGACGACACGAAACGUUUCCACAUUCUGAACACUUUGUUUAACUUGACAGUGUACACAUCCCCAGACUAUGAGGAGCUGACCUUUGAGCUGCUGCUGGAGCGACUGGUGUCCAUUGGGUAUCCACCCGAAGUUCUGGAAUACAAGUACGACCCUGCCUUCCCUACCAGGGGGCUGAUCUUUGAUGCCCGGUACGGGAACUUGCUGAAGGUGGACUCCCAUGGCAAUCUGUUGGCGUGUGCGCAUGGCUUCCAUUUCCUCAAGGGAAACCUACCUCUUGGCCUGCCUCGUGGACUUCUUCACCAGUUUCUCCAGAUACAUGAACUGUGAGACCGGCUACAGGCAGGGCAACCUCUUCAUGUCCUUCCGCAGCAUGUUCCAGGAUGUCCGUGAAGCCAUGGAUUAUGUUCACCUUUCAGCUCCUCUGACAUGAUAUGUGACCUCUUGGGCGUGAAGGGCAAGGAGAUCCUUUACAUUGGGGAUCAUAUCUUUGGGGAUAUUCUCAAAUCCAAGAAGAGGCAAGGAUGGCGCACAUUCCUGGUGGUCCCAGAAAUGGCGAAGGAGCUGCAAGUGUGGACGGAGAAGAGUGAACUCUUCGACGAGUUGCGGCGUCUAGAUGCCCACUUGGCUGAACUGUACCAAAAGUUACCCAUGAGAUGGACAUGUGUUACGGGAAAAUGGGGAGCCUCUUCCACUGUGGCUCCCGCCAGACCCUCUUUGCCAAUCAGCUGAUGCGCUAUGCAGACCUCUAUGCCGCCUCCUUCGUGAACUUCCUCUACUAUCCUUUCAGCUACGUUUUCCGGGCACCAGCAGCUCUGAUGCCGCAUGAGUCAACCGUGGAGCAUGUAAAAAUGGAGACCCCCGAGAUGGACGUCUUGCACCAGCUCAGGCAGCAGAUGGAUUGAGUUGUACUUGGAGUCAAGAUAAAUUGCAGUGAUACCAUGAAGAUCAUUUCACGUGCAACACAUUCUUAGCUUUUGAGUUCCCAGAAAACAGUCAAUGGAUGAAGCUUCCACAAUUUAAUUCUCUCUUCUUUCAAAGAUGUAUAUUUUCUUCUCAAAGGCUUAGGAAAGAUUAGAGACACCCCCCCCCCCCAAUGGCAAAGGCUUUUCCCAGGCAAAAGCAGCCACAUUCUCCAUCUCCCCAGUUGGAACUUUCCCUUCAAUGGGGAGGAAUUCUUGGUUGCAUCUGGUUACCAGGGACACAUCAGGAUCCUCUGGAUGAGAAGGGAAAGGGCAGAAUUCAAAUCCCUAGAGGAUGGCAGCACAGACCACCGGAGAAAGAACGGACUGGGUCUUCAGCUGUCCAUUAUGCGGGUUGAACCCGCAAUUCUGCACUUCCAGAAGCUUGGCUCGAUCACCCAUCACCCCUGCCAAAAUAAAUACAUUUGUGUGACCUCUCCUUGGACAAAAUGAUUUCAUUGGGGUUAGGAUGUGUAAGAAAGAACUUUUCACAAGUAUAUUCUCUAUCAGGGAGAUUCUAGUGGGGCAAAAGACAUCCUUGUAAAUAAAAAUAUUCAGUAUUAAUAUUGACAGGGAGCCUGCUGGGUAACACUGAUCAUGAAAUGUCUGCAAGAAAACAACGAUGCUCCAAGAGCACCAAGGAGCCCUCAGUCUUCAACCCUGAGCUACAAAUACUGCCCUUUUUUGAGACCAACAUUUCUCUACUUGUGAGCACUGGGUGAAAACCUUUCCUGACUCCGCGAAAAUGGAUUUCUAUAAAUUGUCACUAAACAUAUUCUAGUAAUCCCACUAACAGCCUUCAGCAAGCAGUCCACCCAUUUUGGCUGGAACAUUUCUGCAGCCACAAGGACUACACUUUCCCCUUUUGGAAUUAAAUUGCAUUAACUUGAGUUAAGUUGAAUUUUAUUUUCAUUACCAAGCUGUGUAAUGUGCUAGCACAAGAUUAUACCUAAUAUUACUUAAUAAUAUAUCUUAUCAGAAAAACAAAAUAAGUGAGUCCUUAUUGGGAUACAAAAGUUCAUAUAAGAGAAGCCAGGAUUGAUAAUGAAUCCUCCUCAAAAUAAAAUAAACAAUGAAGAAUUCUAAACUACAGAUAGUUUAUUCUCAAUCUGUCUUUGUUUUACUGUCCUGAACAAGAAAUUUUAUCUUCGUAACUCAUGAGGGAUAUAUUCUGAAUUAAAUAUUAUAGCAAGCUAAUGAUAGGCAACUUUUGGAAUAGCAAUCUUAUCUUAUGCAAAGUAAAGAAAGUGUUCAAAUAAAAAAAAAAUACAACUCAAAAAUUCUACAUUCCUGAAGAUGGGAUUUACAUUCUCCCUUUGAGUCAGAGUUCAGUAAAAACAGGCUCCCAAUGCUUGUAUUUAACAGGAUAGGUUUUAUAGUCCUGAGACGCGUUGCGUGAACCUUUAGUCCCAGGAGACUUGGGUGCCUGGAAAGCUUAACAGGAUCCAGGAUUUCUCCCAGGGGCCCUUCUGGCCACAGAGCACAAGCUGACAGAGAGACUUGGGGGUGGGGUGGGGUGGGUCAAAAGGCAAUUCUCAGCUACAGCCAUUUUUCUCUGCACUGGAUGUGGCCUUGACGCACUCGCUUUGGGACUGGUUUUUUUGCUUCAAGUCAAAUCCUCAAAAGUA